This is a messenger RNA of Thunnus maccoyii (southern bluefin tuna), 1607 nucleotides long. It is a transcript of the gene htr1b, whose product is annotated as 5-hydroxytryptamine (serotonin) receptor 1B. Gene Ontology annotation, molecular function: G protein-coupled serotonin receptor activity. Gene Ontology annotation, cellular component: plasma membrane. The transcript has a single exon. The record is from RefSeq and is a predicted model, not a curated record. NCBI's taxonomy places the organism in Eukaryota, Metazoa, Chordata, Actinopteri, Scombriformes, Scombridae. Gene Ontology annotation, biological process: regulation of behavior; bone remodeling; adenylate cyclase-activating adrenergic receptor signaling pathway. Bases 412 to 1545 code for a protein of 377 amino acids.
ACACAGCUCUGGAGAACUUCUGCCCUACAUGCGGAUUAUCUGUGACAUCUUACCCCAGAUGUUGGGGCAUCAGGACGCACUGCUCAUCACUUACACACAAACUUUUUCUGACUUAUUUGUUGCGUGUAUUUACAGUUAAGAAAAGUUUGCUUUUAUGGCUAAAAAACGGAAAAGUGUGAAUUCCUGCGAGGAAUGGAUAUUUACUUCCAAACAUCGGCAUCUGUGUAUUAAAAUCUAAUGAAACAGAAGAAAAUGAGGAAGAAAGGAAUCCAUAUUUAUACUUCAGACUGUGCCAUUCAUCCGGCCGGAUGGCACGGAUAGUUUUACCACCUCAUCAAGAGAAAAGGGGGCACCUUAAAGACAGACAUCUCAGAGGGUGAAAUAAAAAAUGACAAAAAGUGACUAAAAGUUAUGGAUCACUCCGGUCAAGUCGAGCCGACUCAACCGGUGAACACCACAAACGACAGUUUUGUUACAAAUGCAUCCACGGUGGAUAAGAGCGCAGAGAGUCUCGCCUAUCAGAUCAGUCUGGCGAUGAUUCUCUCUGCCAUCACGCUCGCCACCACUUUAUCCAACGCGUUCGUCAUUGCCACAAUCUCCCAGUCGAAGAAGCUGCAAACUCCUGCGAACUUUUUGAUCGCCUCUCUGGCCGUCACCGACCUGCUGGUGUCCAUUCUGGUGAUGCCCAUCUGCGUCUCGUACACGGUCAACCACACAUGGACGCUCGGGCAAAUUGUGUGCGACAUCUGGCUUUCCUCGGACAUAACGUGUUGCACCGCGUCCAUCCUCCACUUGUGCGUAAUAGCGCUGGAUAGAUUCUGGGCCAUCACGGACGCGGUGGAGUACUCCAAAAAGCGCACGACGGGACGCGCAGCCGGGAUGGUGGCCACAGCUUGGGUCAUCGCCAUCUCCAUCUCCCUGCCGCCUCUCUUCUGGAGGCAGGUGAAGGCGGGGGGGCUGACCGACUGCAACGUCAACACGGAUCAUAUUUUCUACACCAUCUACUCCACCUUCGGGGCAUUCUACAUUCCCACAUUGCUGCUUAUUGUCCUCUACGGGCGGAUAUAUGUCGAGGCUCGGAAGCGGAUUCUCAAGCAGUCCCCAAAGAAAGUGGGGAAGAGACUCACCUCGGCGCACCUGGUCACCAACUCCCCCGGAUCCGUGGCGUCCACCGCCUCUCUGCAGUGCAAGAGACACGACACUCCUUCAAGCGACACCGGGUCUUCAACAAGCGAGAACCAGGUGAAGGUGACGGUGUCGGACGCGCUUUUGGAGAAGAAGCGCAUCUCAGCAGCCAGAGAGAGAAAAGCGACAAAGACACUGGGGAUAAUCCUCGGCGCUUAUAUUGUCUGCUGGCUGCCGUUUUUCAUAUACACGCUGGUGGUGGCCACAUGUGACACAUGUUUAAUCCCCGAGUUAUUUGACUUUUUCACCUGGCUGGGAUAUCUGAACUCCCUCAUCAACCCGAUCAUAUACACGAUGUCUAAUGAGGACUUCAAGAAAGCUUUCCAUAAACUCGUACGCUUCAGAUGCUGCAGGUCGUGAAUGUGAAAUGUUCCUUCAUUCUCCAAUAAGAUUUAUUUUUUGAUAUAACAUUUUAAAAAGCA